This is a messenger RNA of Pocillopora meandrina, 3996 nucleotides long. The record is from the annotation of a GenBank genome assembly. NCBI's taxonomy places the organism in Eukaryota, Metazoa, Cnidaria, Anthozoa, Scleractinia, Pocilloporidae.
AUUAGAAUCAACACUGUUCACAAUGAAUUUCCUUGUGAUAUUCAUGUUGCUUCUUCCCGCGACAGUUUCUAGCUAUGACAUGAGAAAAAAAAUCGACUAUUGUGAGGACUGGAGUCGGAAGAUCGUUAGGUGCAGAAGGCACAUAUUGGUUAAGGGGUAUGGAGGUCCACGUAAAUUUGUAAGGAUAAUGGUUCGAAUAAGCUGGCGAAGUUUUCUGAGAAGGUACCGUUUCAAUCCUAAGUUUCCAGACCUGCACGACAUGUUCUAUAAGGUCGACCAGAGAAUUUGCCCACCCGAUAUAUUUGCCUACACCUGUUCGCUGAACAUCGCCACUUGUACUCAUACGUUUCAUAUUGGUAUGCCACUGAGGCCCUGCCGUGAGACAUGUAUGAAUUUCGCAACCGCGUGCAAGGAUAAGUACGUAUCUCCUUCACUCCAUAUGACCGUUGGAUUUCUGAGACAUAACUGCAGAUAUCUUCCGUUCUAUGACGAUAAACUUUGCAUGCAACCUGAAAGGCGUACAGGAUGGCCCUAUGAUCCUUCAUGGGAUUGGUACAGUAAGUAUUGAAUAUGUCUUACUUUGUGCUAAAUUUCCGCCUUUCUCUACACUUGUCAGUGUAAACCUUGGGAACAAUUUUUUUUGUUUGUUUUCCCCGGACCGUAGACUAGAUUUUUGAAGAUUUUUGUUUGCUCUUCCAAAAAAAAUUAGGCAGUUUAAGACUGCAUAUGGCUACUGAUAUAACAAAAUUUUUAUAGCAUUGAAAAGAAAAAAAUGAUGUAUGAUGGCGCUACAAGGAGCGUUACAGAAAACUUUUCUCACAUGCAAAACAGAAAACCUACCGCAUUCCAUUGCAAUUCCAUUUUUGAGAGACUUUUGUUUCACACAACAAGGCAUUCCGCGUCGUAGGGUAUUCCGCCAUCCCACCAUUCCACUACCGUUCUAUCUUUCCGUUUAAUAGGAUCACAUUUUUCCGCGUAGUUGAAUUUUCUGACCAGUUCCUCUGAUACAAGCUCAGUGAAAGUUCGUUGAAACAAUUUUAGCGGUCAGACAUCUAUAAGCGAUAUAUUUUGGCGCGAAAUAUGCUCAUUAUGGAGUUCUCUCGCGAAAUGUGAGUUUUCACCGUACUUGAGUCUGUCCUAACUGAUCGACAGACACGACAGAAAAAACUGUAUUCCUGCUAGCAUAAUUAUAUCUUUUAAAAGUUUGAAGUUAUCGAACCUAAAAAGGUAAACUAAAAAGAAAAAGACUCAAAAUUAUUUUUUUUCAAAAUUACAGAUAGAGAAGGUUACCAAUCAUUUUGAAUUUUGACAAUCUUGAAAUGCAAUGGUGAACUGGUAAUAAAGUAGAGGAAUAAAAAACGUGUAAAAUGGGAAAGGAAGAUCUCUGCCACAACCCCAUUUCAAUAUUGUAACAAACAUUCCCUCAGAAGCGAAAAAAUUUCUGCAUGUCUAGUUUUAUACAAUGAAGUUUGGUUGUCAUUUAUACUAAUUAUUUUAAAUUUUCUUAAUUUUCAGUAAUACGUAAUUUUACGAAAGAUUUUUAUGAAGCCUUCUUUAGAAGCCAAUACACUUUUGGUGAGUCAUCCUUGAUAUACAUAUUUCAAAAACAAUAGUUAUCAUUAACAUAUACUUCACAGGUGAAUAGUGCUUUCCUCACGCACUAAUCGGUUGGCUCGGAAGUCAUUAGCUAGUAUCUUUCAAAUCAAAAUCGCAAAAUCAAAAAAAUCGCAUGUCAAAAAUUUAAUUUCCGACCAUUUUUGGAAUAUUGAAAGAAAUAAACUAUUUUUUGGGUUUGUGUAUGUUAUAUACUGAGACAAUUAUUCACCUCAGUGUCAGUGAAAAAUUGUCAACUCUGGAAACGGAACAAAUGAGAAUGUAAACCACUGACCAACGCGAUAAAACCAAAUAAUUAUUUUUCAUACCAUGAAAACCAGACCCAAGAGUGUUUACUUAAUGGAAAGAUUCAGUGCCUUCGUUUUUAAUGCCAUUGUUAUGGUCGACUAUCAUUGUGUCACCAUGAGCACAUAUGCACAUGUGUAAGUACUAACACCGGAAUCUACGGUAUCCAGUUUACGUUAUUCACUACGAAGUAUAACUGAAUUGCGAUAUUCAGAUAUUCUUUUUAAAAAACAUAAGCUGAUUUAUAACAAUGUUAGAGAUUCGGGUGGUGGGGGUCUUUCAUGUAAAUCGGUUAAGUUGCAUGAGUGACCUUUUUGUUGAAGUUUGAGCGAGAGAUUUUUGCGGCUGAAAGAAGAGGCGUCGGUCCACUUAGACAUUGCAGUUGAAACCCAGUUGUCGCAAAUUCCAAUAUUCUCAUAGACUGCCAGGCACUGAAUUAUUAGUGUUGGCGUUACCAAAAUCUAAUGAUAAAGAUUAUUCUAUGAGCUAAUCAAGACAACAUCCCUAUCAUUUAUCCUAAGGGACACCCUGAUUUAACGUUGUAUAGGGAGUGGGGCGGGUCUGGUAACUCUGUAACGGUAACGGGCUGAGAUGUUGGUGGUGUUAUUCUUGGUUCUUUCGUGCUAUGAAACCUAAAUGAAUGCAGCUGACUAUACUCCUCUUUAACAUGUUUCAUUUCAGCUUUCACAGGCAAAGUUAUUUCCAUAAAUGAAACCGGUCGCCCUGACAACCCGUACGUGACCGCGCGAGUGCAAGUGACCAGACUUAUUAAGGAAGAUGAGAGCCGUUCUCUUUCACUAAAGGUUAUGCAAUUCUAUGGCGGAAAUCGGAGGUGCCCCACAAGAGGCACUUACGCUUGCUAUAGGGAAGGGGGAGAAUUUGGCUUCUUUGGUCACGAUAACAUGGUACAAGGAUUGACAAUAAGCUUUAGCCUGACACUACCGGAUGAACAAUUUCUCUUGGACAUAGUGGAAACAUUGUGGAGGACGAAAUACAAGGUAACGCCUGAAGUUCAGUUUAGUUUAAAAGACCCAUUUUCGAUUACGGUAUUACGGUACGCUUCGAUCUGAUUGGUCGUUGUGAUUACUUUGGCCUCGGUUUAAAGACGUUUAAUUGCAAAGCAGUCUAAUUUGGCAACUGUAAGUUCACUUUGAUUGCUCAAGAUGACAAACUCAGGGGCAACUGAGAUAACACGGGACUUUUUCCGCUAAUUAUAACACACUCAACAAUGUCGACAAAUUAACAACGAAAAUUUUGAAAUGGCUUAUAUCCCAUCCACACCAGGCAAAAAUGUUAAGGUUAUUCGAGUUUUUCUGAAAGAAAAUCAUACACAGAGAACUGAAAAACUGAAUUUUCCAUAAGAUUCAAGUAAUCACUCUCUACCUUGUAUUUUUAACAUGCUAAAUUUGGAGUCGAAAAACAUUGGUUGAAGCAGCUUCUAUGAGGAUAACAAAUUAAAAAAAAAUAGCCCUAUAACAUGUUUAAGCUGUGGCGUGAAAGGGGCAUUAAACUAUAUUCCAGCCCUAUGCGGCAGUGGAAGGGGGAUUUGAGUAGAUGCAAAUGGAAGGAGAAUGUAAAAAACUCCUGUUAAGCUAACUGCAUCUUGGUACUUUUUUAGGCUGAACUGGCGGAAAUUUUAAAACAAAGACGCAUAGAGGAAGAGAUAAAGAGGAAGAAGGAGCAGAAGAAGCUGGAACAAAGGAGAAAAAACCAAAGGAAGAAGCCGAAGAAGAGCAAGGAGCAGAGGAAGCUGGAAAUGAUUAUUUUGACAGCUUCGGGCAGGCAACAGCAUCAAGAUGGCGGAUGAAGCUGAUACUUGCGCAACUUCAGAGGACCCAGUCUACUAUUUCUUAACCUUUUUUAGAAAAAAAAUUUAUCGCCGGGGGCAGGGGUGUUCAGUGACAAUAACAUUGAUUUACACACAACGGUGGGUUAUGUGCAAUCGUUAAUGUUGAAACUCUAUGCAGGUAAUUGUAAUAUAGUUUAAAUUAUAAAAGAAACACUCAAUAUCCUAUAAUCCCCCUUAAUACUCAGUUAAAGACCACUGAUCCCCCCACCGUUCUCCCUUAAAACCAUGUAAUUCUCCAAAUCCUCCGA